AUGCUUUGUUGUGUUAAAAGAACAAAUAAGAAUACUCGUCAAGGUUUACAAGAUGUAAGGAAACAGGCUGGAAAACUACGUCCAAGACCUUUCGAAAACCGAAACAAAUUUCGCUGCAUUUUCUGUGGUGGGUCAGACUGUAAACACGAAAAUUGAAAGCUCCAUCCGAAUCCUGCAAUAAAAGGUUUGAACUCUGAUUGGAUUACUGACAAAAUUUUAGCAACCCAGAGGCUUUCAAGCAGGCUCAUAAAGGAGCACGACAUAAUCGGCCAAUUUAAAUCGCAUGGAAUUGCAAGUGUUUUUAAUUUGCAACUUCCAGGGGAACAUCCAUACUGUGGAGAUGGACUUCAGGCAGGUAAUACGUUUUCAUAUCAGCCUGAAGAGCUUUAUGAAGCUGGCUUGUUUUUUUAUAAACUUUAUAAGGCGAAUUUGGCAAAUAUUUUUUAUAUAGGAAUUUUGUAUAAAAAUCAAUUAAAAAAAGCAUAAUAUGGGAUGGCCGGAUAUGCACGCUCCCAAUAUCAGCUUUAUGGUAAGUUUGGUCCAGCUGAUGAGUUUCGUUAUAGAUAAUGGGAACAAAUUAGCAGUCCAUUGCCACGCAGGAUAUGGAAGAACUGGACUAGCUAUUGCUUGCUAUUUGCUGUACUCCUCAGACAUGAGCGCAGAAGCCGCAAUUUCAAUUGUGAGAUCCAAAAGGCCUAAAUGUAUCCAGACGUCAAAACAAAAGAAAUUCGUGAAGCAUUUUUACAGCUUUUUGACCAGAAUCCGGGUCUUAUUCCCAGAAAAACCUAUUUCCUUGCCAGAGUUCCUGGCAAACCAAAGCGUGCUGCUUCAUGGAAAUAACGAAAAGCAACUAAACGGGCUUCCCAAAAUAGUUCACACAAUUUGUACAAUUUUAAGAGAAAGAGCUGAUCAAGAAGUCUACACAAAGCAGCAAGUUGCGAAAGCGUUUUAUGACCCUGAGGAUGCUUGCUUUAAUAGCAUGCUUUAUGUAGCUUUUCUCAGAUCUAGUCAAGAAGUCACAACAAGCAUUGACGAUACCUAUAUGACUCCGAAUCCCAGCAGCACAAAUUCAGCUAUUGAGCAAAAAUUGCACGUUUAUAAGCGCCAGCUUAAUUCUUAUAACUGGGCUGAGGUAAAACAAGAAAAAGAUGCGCGAGUUUUGGCAUUUUUAAUGCUAGACUGGCUAGAGCAUAGCCUGCUAGAAGCCUUAUUGAUGGAUAUAAGAGUGGUUGAGUUUCUAUGCAAAUGGAUUAAGGAAACUGAUGAUAUUGUGUAUAAUAUUAAGCUGAAACCGUAUUUGGAUAAGGCACAGUUUAGGACAUUGGAGUGCUUAAUUAGUAAAAUAAUAGCAAUUACUGUGAAUAUUCAGGAGUGCGACCUUUUAAUAUGCAGAAUAGUGAUUGCUUUGAUGGGAACCAAAGCAAGUCACUCAGUAUUAUUUACCGGAAGAAAACUAGGUGAAAUUCAGCCUUCAGAACUCGGCGGAGCCGAGUACGAGCUCUUUUUAGCUUUGAAAAAAUGGACUGCACUAAUUAAUCAAUAA
Blepharisma stoltei is the source of this 1543-nucleotide messenger RNA. The record is from the annotation of a GenBank genome assembly. Lineage: Eukaryota; Ciliophora; Heterotrichea; Heterotrichida; Blepharismidae.